UACCUUUACCCUACAUGGGUGGAGGAGUUUGUGAGUUUGCCUGAGCGGAAAACUUCAGGUAGUUGACAAUGUUUCCCCCAUGACCGCUAGUCAUUCACCGAGAACAUGAGGGCAGCAUGCCCCACUCCUGUCUCAGUGAUUGAGGAGGCCCCGCCCCCCCGGAGCGUGGGGACUUCCCGGACCCCAGUGUACGCCAGGACCAGAGUAUCCAAGGGAUUCACGAUUCGAAAGCCGAGUCUGUGUUACCCCGAGGGUCGGGAAACCCCCUUGAGCCCAUCCACCAACCUCCAAGGCACCAGCGUCCUCCAGGGGAAGUUGCGCUCGCGCCCUCAGUGUCUCCGUCAGCAAAGUACUCCCCGGGCCCCCUUGCCAACAGUACGGCUGGAGGAGGUCCCGAUGAUUAUAUCCCGUGACAAUUCGGAGUCCUGUGACUGGGGGUCAGUUACUGAAAGUGAAUUUGAGGGAGAUGACCCAAUGCACUCCCUCAGCGUCACCGGCAGGAACCCCGCCACCAGCGACAGCAACGUCACCGACUGUCAUAACGUCCGCCUUCCUGAAUUGCACCUGCCCUCAAAGACUAGGUCCGCCGUGCAGCAGAGUCGCAUCGGGAAAUCAUCCCGGCGCUACAGCCUUACACCCCUGCCAGUCAAUCCCUUGAAUGUGGGAGGUUUGGGCUUGCCCUUCCCUACCGAACCUCCCUGUACAAGUGGCAAGGAUUACAAGCCAGGGCGAGUAGUGCACACAUCUUUCGACUGUUUCCGAUGCGAGCACCGGAUGUCGGUCCACGACAACCAUCAGUGGCUGAAGUCGAUACUUAUCUCAUCCCGACUCCGAAAGACAAGGAAGCUACCCAGUGAUAACCGAUACUCCAAAGGCGACCUUUCCUUGGCGUUGUUCCCACGGUAUUGGAGCAAUCAGUAUCUGGAGCCCGAGCCGGAUGUCCAGGUAAAGACACCAGACACCCGCCCCAUGACACAGACACCCGACACCGUGUCCGGGCCAUGGAGAGGCGACAACAGCAGGUGCAUCUCAAUCAUCAACGGUCAGCUGACCAGGGAAGACCUGGAGGGUUUCUGCGGAAAGGGGUCGUGCCAAUCUAUGAUGGAUGGGAAGGAUCAACCAACCCCUUUUAGGCCAUAUAAAUCGGAUACACACCUUGGAGCGAACGUCAUGACGUACGGUGACGUGUGGUGUCACAGUGCUGAUGUCAAGGACGACUUGAUGUCAAGACAGAACAGCCGCGUGUCUGAGAAUGGGGUCCGUGAAACCACAUCUAUGGCAUCCCAAUGCGACAAGACCUCCAGGCUGUCUGUGUACUCUAGAGAAGGACUAUCCAGAGGAAGAUCAUCAGACUUUGAGACCACAAUGAGGAUACAUUGUGAAACCCCAGAGGAUGUCUAUCUGGAGCUGCAUGAGGAGGCUAAUACUGAUGAGGGGAAUUAUCAAGAGGAAUCUGAUGAGAUGCACGCAGUUCGUGUGGAUUAUUCCUUAAAACCUACGCAGGAGAGUCACUGGAACCAUAGCUUGUGUUGGGAGGAGAUGCUUGGCCAGGAGGAGGAUUACCCCGACCAGGAUCAGAGAUGCUUCAGUCUGGCCAGCAGAACGCCUUCUUGGUGCUUUAGUAGAUCCUCUGUUGUCAGUGAGGGGUAUCAAAAGUCAUCCCCGUGCGACUUCUAUGAUGCUUCUGUUGCCGAAUGCUUUGAACCAUCUGGAAGUAACUGGAAUGGUCUACCACUGAAACGAGGGACAUUUAGCCAGAUCGACUGUAACACGUCUGCAGUAGAAAGAUGCCCGACUCUACAGGGGAGACGAAAGAAGUCACCACAAGGACAAAGGAAUCUUUACGCAAGUCCCAUUAACUCUCAAUUAAAUUUCGAGGAAGAAGGUUUUCUUCCUCAUCACCAUUGGCAGCAUAGUGUCAGCGGGAUGAAGAACACAUUUGAUGAUGAACCGCCUGGAGCAGGUGCGAGGUAUCUGGAUAACAACCUGAUGUUGGGAUUAUCAGAUCUUCAUCAAGAGCUACAGCCUGAGCUGUACAAUGAAGAGGAAGAGGAGGAAGACGAUGAUGGGGAGGAGGAAGACGAGGACCAUGAUAAGAUGUUGCAAAAUCCUCAUUCCCAGUUUCUCCUGAAAAUGCGCCAAGAAAUGGACAGCAGAUAUACUGAACAGCCAUAUCCCGAACUCCCGAAGCCUUUGGGUAAAUACUUCUGCUAUGCACCUAUCGUGGACAAGCGUUACAACAGAUGGAAGAGGCGGAAACCAAAGAAACGGAAAAGAGUUGCUGUGAAAGUCCACACCUACGAUAGCAAGACGUCCACUAGCACCUCAAACGAGAGCACGGCGGUUCCAGAGGAAGAGACGAAUGGCAGAGAGUUGAAGAAAGGAAAGCACUACAGAAGGGAUGGGGCUAGGUUCCGGGAGAGAAAAGCUGCACAGAAAUCCACAGAUGACACCCACCCUCAGGAAGUAUUGGACACAAAAGUCCAGAUUCGGGUUGAUCCUGUUGUUGACCAGUCCGACUCGACGUCAGCAGAUGAGACCCAAUUUCCGGACAGUACGGAAGCAUGUUCCGAUUCCAGCAAGAGCAGCUUGACCUCUCGGUCCAGUGGAUCCCAUGGACUAGAGCCCCGUUUAAGGGAGAGUUUCAUCAUCCCCACACCCGUAACCUUUUUGGACAUGGACGACAUGAGUCCGUCUCCCACCAAGGAACCUAGUAGUCCAGAGAUGGAAUACAGACGCCCGGAACCUAUCAUCGAGCAGGCCAGGGCACGAAGCAGGGUAGCGUCCAUCCCGUCCAAAAACUACCCUCGCACACAGAAGAGUCUGCUGUCCCUCAGUCUCAGAGGACCGACUUUGGAAAAAGAGAUGAGCAAGAUGGAUCCCAUGCAGGCUCUGCCUCGCGCAGGAGGUCGACUCCCCCUCCUGAAGACCCAGAGGGAGGAAUUGGCCCGCAGCGCGGACAGGAUGUCACAUAUCCCCAGUAACACAUCCUGUCUCAGCAAGAUGCAGCGGCGGCUUGGCUGGAUAAAGAGGGGCAUACUACAGCAGAACAGCAACAAGGAUCUGAAACUGUCGGCCGAGAAGUAUGUGUUGUCCUCACCCAGACAGAGUCCGGUCUCCCGUCCACAGGUUACCAAGAGCAAGCUCAAGUCAGCUAUCCCUAGGCAUACCAAAGCUUCCUGUGUGGAGAAGUUCUGUACGGUCGUCCAAGGUCAGAAGAAACUUGGAUCCGCGCAAAAGAAGCCUGCGGAUAGAUAUUCGUCAGGUCAAGUGACAGAUAGGGAGAACGACACAGAGGAGAACCCAACCUUCACCCUAAAGGACCUUCUCGCAACACUGCCAGACAGUGAAUCUGACCUCCAGAGAACACAUCGGAAGACGUCACCGUCUCACCGAACACAUCGAAUGACCAACUUCUUCACCAGCAACUUCGUCACUGGGAGUUUUCUGCACAAGCGGAAGCUCAACCGCCCCCAGGUUGAUCGUAGCAUCUCGACGCUGUCCUUCACCCCGGCCUUCACCUUCUCUGUCUACACGUUGCCGCACUCCUACAGGUCACGCAACAACCACAUGGGCGGGGCUACAACCUAGCUUUGCCAGUGGGUGUAGGAUUGGUGCUGUUUUAGGGUGGAAUUUCAAUGUCGUGAUUGUAUUUUUAGGUCUGUUUUAAACAUAUUUAUCUAUGUCCAGAAACUGUAAUCUAAUUGAAUUUAUUGGGUAUCAUUUAAUUUUUUUUAUAGUUUUGAUGGGUGUGUAAGUAGAAUUUAAUAUAUAUAUUUUAGAUGUGUGUAUGUUCAAACAUGUGCAUCAGAGAACUGGGGGAUAGGUUGGUAAAGAUUUGAUAACUGCGAUGUCUAUGAAAUAUUUGUAAGAUGCAAGAUGUGACCAUGGAAGAAUGAAGAAUAUGGAAAUGAAAUAAUUAGUUGUUUAAUCAUAAAGUAAUAAAUGUAUUAUUGUAUCUUGACAUACUUUUAGGGUACAAAGUUAAUAUUCCUGGGUGUGAAAAUGCAUUAAUACUGUCUGACAUAUUUGUAUGCUGGAUUCCUAGUUAGAACUUGCCACCGGGCUCUGUAGGCACACUAGGUAGAAG
This is a messenger RNA of Haliotis rubra (blacklip abalone), 4090 nucleotides long. RefSeq lists its product as uncharacterized. Lineage: Eukaryota; Metazoa; Mollusca; Gastropoda; Lepetellida; Haliotidae. The record is from RefSeq and is a predicted model, not a curated record. The transcript has 12 exons. Bases 106 to 3591 code for a protein of 1161 amino acids.